Messenger RNA from Astrephomene gubernaculifera, 2436 nucleotides. Lineage: Eukaryota; Viridiplantae; Chlorophyta; Chlorophyceae; Chlamydomonadales; Astrephomenaceae. The record is from the annotation of a GenBank genome assembly.
CUAAACGUAGUACAAAGUUCAGGAUAAGCGCGUUGUAGAGGGCGGAAAGGGGCAACGCGUAGGCGAAGAGUCCCGUUGAUAACAUUCCGUGAAGGCCUGCUGUUUUCGAGCCUAAGCAGUCAAUAUGGAAGCUGCUCUUGGCCUUGAUCUUGGAUCGCUGUUGAACCAGCUAGCAGUAACGCAGCAGGCUCGCUCAUCGGCCAAGCUUUCAGAACGAAAUGUUGUGGAGUUGAUCAACAAGCUGCGCCAGCUAGGUAUUCUCUCAGAAGGCGAGCUACUCCAUACAUUGAACGGCAAGGAGUACCUGACAGUCGACCGGUUGCGCAAGGAAAUCCAGGAUGCGCUUCGCCAGGCGGGGGGCCGUCUGGCCCUGGUCGAGCUUCCAACCAUCGUGGGUGUGGAUUAUAUUCAUUGCGAACGCCAGGCCGCGGCGAUUGUUGCCGAAAGCUCUGGCGCGGUCAUGGAGGUUCAGGGCGAGCUGAUCACGACUCAGUAUUUUGACUCCAUCGCUGCCGAGAUCAAUGAUCAGCUCCAGGAAGCUGGACAGCUGAAUAUCGGCGAAUUGGCUGCUCAAUACGGUCUGGCAACGGAAAUGGUGCUGAGCGUCGUGUCCUCGCGGUUGGGUUCCACCAUUAACGGUCGGCUGGAGGGCGGCCUGCUGUACACUCCCUCGUACCUUCGCGCCAUCAAAGCCCAGCUGCGGGGGGCCUUGCGCGGCGCCGCCGGCCCCGUCACGAUCGCCUCUCUGGUGCGGGAGGGGGCGCUGGGGCCGGUGGGGGCAGCAGGCGGCGGGACGGGUGCGGAGGCGGGAGCAGCAGCAGGAGGAGGAGCAGGAGGAGGGCUGGCGGCAGCGCUUGCGGGCGGAGGCGGAGGCGGUGUCAUCGCGACGCUGAUAGAGGAGCUGGUGCAGGAGGGCUCGCUCCGCGGUUCCCUGCGCGGCGGCGGCAGCACCUGGCUGCCCGCCCUGCACGCGGAGAUGCAGCAGGAGGCGGUCGCCAACUUCUACAGCCAGAACGGCUGGGUGGCGUACGACACAGUGCGGCGUCUGGGCAUCUCCAACGAGCGCGCCUUCCUGCGCUCCGCCUUCCCCGAGGGCCUGCCGCUGGAGUCGGCCUUCGUGGCGCCCUCGCUGCUGGCGGCGCUGGAAGCAGCGGUGGAGGACGUGGCCGCGCAGCAGCUUACCCUCUCGCAGGAGCCGCCGCCGCAGCAGCAGCAGCAGCAGCAGCGGGUAGCAGCUGGGGGAGGAGGGGGCGCAGGCGGUGACGCCGCGGGUGGUGCUGGUGCUGGUGUGACGAUCAGUGGCGGGUGGCUGGAUGUGUCGGGCCUGCUGCCCAGUGUGCUGAGUGGGGGUGACGUGGCGGCGCUGCUGGGGCGAGUGGCGCUGCUGAGGGAGGCGGAGCGCAAGCCGGCACGGGAGCGGAGGGUGGUUGUGGUGGGCGGCACCUGGGUGCUCAGCUGCUCGUUGCUGGCGGCGCUGCAAGAGCGAGCGGAGGCGGAGGCGCGCGCAGCAGCACGCAAGGCCCUGCAGGACAGGAAGGCGAGCGGCGCGGCGGCGGGCGGCUCCGCCGCGGCGGCGGCGGCGGCUGCGUCGGGAGGCGGCAAGAAGAAGGGCGGCGGAGGUGGUGCAGGCGGGGGCGACGAUGAUGAGGACGACUGGUCGAUGGGGUCAGGCAAGAAGGGCGCCAAGGGGAAAAAGGGCGGCAAGGGCAGCUCCUCUGCAGCCGCCGCCACCGCCACCGCAUCCAAAGGCGGCGGCGGUGGCGGCAAGGCCUCCGCUAAAGGCGGCGGCGGCGCUUCCGCCGGCGGCGGCAGCGGUGUGGGUGUGAGCGCCACGCAGCUGGCUGAGCUGUUGCCCGUUUGGUGCCCCGACAUGGAGUGGGGCGGCGAGGGGGGCGACGACAAGGCGGGGGAGGUGGCGGCGCUGCUGGUGGCGGGUGCAGUGGCGGCGUACGAGCAGGCGCUGCAGGCUGCCUUCACCGCGGGUGCGGAGGAGCGGCGGCGGCAGCGGGACUUCCUGGCGCGCCAGUUCGAGGAGGCCCACUGCCGGCUGCAGCUGUACGGCAGCGGGGCGGAGGCGUUUGCGGAGGACGAGGCGACGUACAGCACCCUGCAGCGCCAUGCGCUAAGGACGGCGGGUGCGGAGUGUGCGGACCUGCUGCACCGCUGGGCGCGAGUGGAGCACCAGCCGGAGGGGGCGGAGCAGGCGGCGGCAGCGGCAGGAGGGGCGGCAGGAGCAGCGGGAGCGGGAGGGGGAGGCGGCUUCCUGUCGGCGGCGGAGGUGAAGCAGGUGCUGCGGGCGGUGCCUCCGGACGUGGCGGAGGGGCUGGCGGCGGCGGCGGAGGCGCCCGCUGCCGCCAGUGUACGGGAGGCGGAGGCGCUGCUGGAGCGGGCGGCGGCGGCGGUGGGCGUGCGGGCGCGGCGACUGGACAAGAAGGG